Durusdinium trenchii is the source of this 645-nucleotide messenger RNA. The record is from the annotation of a GenBank genome assembly. Lineage: Eukaryota; Dinophyceae; Suessiales; Symbiodiniaceae.
AUGAUCACGGAUGAGGAGGGGAAGAGUCUCUACAUGGUUUCUCGUGGAACGAAUCAAUUCCUUCAGAACAGGGAGUUGUUCAGCUUUGGACCAGGAGAAUGGCGUGACGGACCUGAGGGUCAGGAAGUCAUGGAUGAUGCUGAAGGACGAUGGCUGUCCUUCUGUGUCAAAAAGUUUGACCUUAUGAUUCUGGAGCGGAAAUCGAUCCCGCAGCACCUCUCUGGAUUGGAGUGCCUAGAAACACCCGCCUCUUUCGUAUCUGUGCUCAACGAUCUAGAGGAUGCAGGAGAAGUCAAGAUCGAGGUGUCCCACCACACUAUCAGUCAGGACGCGGAAUGGAAGAAUGCCAAACCCUUGGUGUUUGUGGCCGACGAGGUACAAGUACCCCGCAAGCCAGUGGCCAAAGAAGAGAAGGUACCUAAGAAAACUAAGAAACCAAAGAAAACCCCAGGCAUCACGACCAAGAACUUCGGAUCGCACCUGCAGAUUGCCAAAGUCAAAAAUUCGCAGAUCUUGGCCCUAGCCUGGAGGUGCAGGCUGGAUUCCUCCAAUGACCAGGGAGUCAAAGUCAUUACCCCAGUGAGGCCGGUCAUGUGCCUGACCCAGUGUAUGGACUUGGGUGAAACCUCAGUCCGCAUGAUGUAG